Messenger RNA from Tremella mesenterica DSM 1558, 609 nucleotides. RefSeq lists its product as uncharacterized. The record is from RefSeq and is a predicted model, not a curated record. Bases 1 to 609 code for a protein of 202 amino acids. NCBI's taxonomy places the organism in Eukaryota, Fungi, Basidiomycota, Tremellomycetes, Tremellales, Tremellaceae. The transcript has 4 exons.
AUGACAUAUCAAACCCUCUUCAAUAUCCCUUCACCUUUGCUGUUUGCCCGUUCCGAGACAACCUUGAUCAGCUUGGGUGCCAAAACCGGACCGCUGUAUCCGACUGUCGGAGGGAUAAGACCGACCUUCUGUUGGGACCUUUCUGUGCCCUUGGAACGAACCAAGUUGAAGGGUAUUGGAAGUGGGCAACCGGGAUAUCAUCAAUGGGAACAACGUCAUACCGAAGCCUUGGUCCAAGGAAUCAUCGAAGUAGUAUCCACUUACCGAGUUGCGAUUUACGCUCGACCCGGUCUUUCGGGCGAAGUUGACGGUCAUGGAUCCGAUAGAAUCCGUCAAAAGCUAGAUCAAGUCCUCAAGAAGCUUGCGAGAGAAUAUGGAAUGGAAGCUGAUUUAGGAGCUAGAAAGAAAACGGAUAUUUCCCCUGGGAUUACAACGUGGAAGAGGACGAAGGAUGUUCAAGUAGGAAUGAAAAAUCUUUCUGGGCGUUCGAAACCGCAGAUGAUAGAGAAGAAGGUGGAUGUGAAGGAUUAUAACGGAAAGAGGAAGAAAGGGAUUGAAUAUGAGUUGGGACGGUCCGAAGGACACGAUCAGAAGUCUAAGAAGGAAUGA